Messenger RNA from Stegastes partitus (bicolor damselfish), 791 nucleotides. Its product is annotated as placenta-specific gene 8 protein-like. The transcript is spliced from 3 exons. Lineage: Eukaryota; Metazoa; Chordata; Actinopteri; Pomacentridae. The record is from RefSeq and is a predicted model, not a curated record. Bases 58 to 483 code for a protein of 141 amino acids.
AUUUGAUUAUGUUUUAAUCCUAACUUUCUUUUAUCAUCACGGCUGGGCAGCUCAGUUAUGUACCAACAGGUGGUCCAGGUUCAGCCGGAGAGCCGGGUUCAGGAGGCCGGACAGUGGAGCACUGGUCUGUGUGAGUGCUACAAAGACAUAGGAGACUGCUGUUUUGCCCUGUGCUGCCUCCCAGUGUUCACCUGUAAGGUGACCAGUGCCGUGGGUGUGUGUCCCUGCCUGCCUUUGCUGGACUGUAUUGGUUGCGUCACACCAGCCUCUCUGGCCAUGAGGGCUUCUGUCAGGGAGCGAUACGGCAUACAGGGGAGUGUGUGGAGCGACUGCCUGUAUGGAUGCUGCUGCUAUCCGCUAUCUUGGCUCCAGAUCUCCAGAGAGCUGAAGAGAAGAGCAGCAUCCCACGCCUCCUCCUCCUCCUCCUCCUCCCUGGCCAGAUACAGCGCUCUGACCUCCCUGCAGGGGGCGCACUUGGUCUAGACACAUCCAGGACUUAUGGUUUUCUCAUGCAGCCCUGUCCUCCAGAGUACAGGAGUUGAUUUAAUCACACUUCCUCCGGUCCGCAGCCACUCCCAGUUACCUCAGAGGGACCGAGCGGGGACACAAUGCGUCGCGAAGAGAGGAAAGUUCACUUUGUCCCCAGAUGAAGAGAAAGAACUGUGAUAAAAGCUAUUUCAAGGUUAGAAGCUGAGGUCUUGUUCUUUUGAGGACUGGAUUAUAUUCUUUCAGUGGUGGAAUGUGACUCAGUUUCAGCUCCAUAGAGGAUGUUUUUUUUUAUAAGUGUGAUC